Fusarium vanettenii 77-13-4 is the source of this 1965-nucleotide messenger RNA. RefSeq lists its product as uncharacterized. The transcript has 3 exons. Gene Ontology annotation, molecular function: protein binding. The coding region runs from base 1 to 1965 and encodes 654 amino acids. The record is from RefSeq and is a predicted model, not a curated record. Lineage: Eukaryota; Fungi; Ascomycota; Sordariomycetes; Hypocreales; Nectriaceae.
AUGUCUUCGUAUCAGUACUCAAAGCUAGUCGAUGCCGAUAUUCGGCUGCUGACGCACCUCCCUGGCCAACCUGACUCCAGUAUCAAGAUCCAAAUUCACCAUGCUCCACUCAGAGCGCCGCCGGAUAGACCUCGUCAGCAAGUGACGCUGGAUGAGUUGCGGAAAAAGAUACCAGAUGGCUGGGAGGCACAGGAAACUGUCGAGGGACGGUUCAUCUUUGAGAAUGACGAGCUCAAUGUUACUUCUUGGUCACUUCCAGACGACAGGGUUUCUGCUUCGCUGUACAGCACCCCAGCGGACGAAACGCCUCGAAUACUCUGGGUCGACGCCGUCUGCAUAAACCAGGCCGACAUCCCUGAGAGAAACGCACAAGUCCCCCGCAUGUCCGACAUUUAUCGGCUGGCAGACCGUGUGGUAGUCUGGUUGGGUGAAGAAACGAGCAACAGCAAGCUUGCAGUUUCUACCCUCGAUUAUCUUGGUGCCCAGAUCGAGCUGACCAAGCAGGGCGGUAGACUACCCUCCCCGGGUUGUGAUCGCCAGGACUGGUUUCGGUCUCUGACUGAGAUGCCGUAUGACGAAGACACCUGGCAGGCUAUUGCAGACUUGGUCAACCGUGCCUGGUUCGGCCGGCUGUGGGUUCUACAGGAGAUUCAACUUUCCAACCACAAGGCAGUGAUGCAAUGCGGGAUAGAACAGAUCUCCUGGCAGCGGUUCCGCAGGGCCAUGGUUUGCCUUGAAUCCAAGAGGAAUCUUCCACAGGUCGUCAUUUUCAGCAAGCUCCCUCGGCUAGGUGUCUUUUGCCUCCCCGUCGAAGGUGUUAACUUUGCCAUCCUCCUCCUCCGGGUCACACAUCUUGACUGCUCUAAUCCGCGAGACAAGAUCUAUGGGCUGCUUGGACUCGCCUCUCCCAGUCUGCUGGCUCGUGUUCAGGCUCAGUACGCCGAGCCGGUGGAGUCCGUCUACCGAGACCUGUUUCUGGCGAUGACGGACCAGAUGCAGCGGCUCCAUUUCGAAUUCUGCAGCUUGCGGACAAGUCAAGCCCGACAACUUCCGUCGUGGGUUCCGGACUUCUAUGGCGACCUAGUCGAGUUGCUGUUCCGGGGAGGAAGGUAUGCGUCUGGAAUGUCUUGUUCCCAUGCAACCUACGUGGCCCCCGGCUCCCUGUACGUGUCUGGCAUUCGAGUGGGCACCGUGAAGAGCAACAAGGGAGCAUAUCCCGACGAUGUGGCAAAGAGGCUCGCAGUGCUUCACGAUUGGAAGCCGGACGAUCUUGAGACAGGAAUCUAUCCUACAGGGGAAAGUGUCAUGGAUGCUUUUGCCACGACUCUCGGUCAGGAUCAACUUAGAGAUCGGUUUCCUACCUCGGCCGUCCAUCCGUAUCUUGAUGAAUGGAAAGACAAACUGAGCAAACUCUUGGUCACCUCUCAAGACUCUGGCGAGCAUCCAGACCUCGGUGCUUAUGCCUAUGACUUGCGGUUUCUAACCAAGCAGGCCUUCGUCACCUCAGACGGGGGCUACUUUGGUCUGGCUCAUCGAGACACAGCACCAGGUGAUAUCAUCUGUGCCAUCCUUGGAUGCAGCGUGCUGGUUAUCCUCCGCCCGACAACAGUAGGGACCUUUCAACUCAAGGGCAGCUGCUAUCUCCACGGCUUCUCCAGCGCAGAGGCAUUUCUAGGUCCCCUUCCAUCACCAUGGAUCAUCCAGUACAAGCCUGAUUCAUUCGGUGCCCAAGCUCCUUACUUCUUCAACAAGGACACAAAAGAAGAGACGCAGGAGGACCCUAGAUUGGGAAAACUACCUCCUGAGUGGGAAGCUGUCCAGAAGGAGAGAACAAGGGAUGAUCCAAUGCUUUUCAGGUGGUUCCGGAAUAGGAACAAUGGACAUACUAUGAAUUCGGAUCCUCGUAUGCUGCCGCUAGCUUUGUAUGAACGGGGCGUGCCCUUAGAGGACUUCCAACUCAUUUGA